Messenger RNA from Caenorhabditis angaria, 657 nucleotides. The record is from the annotation of a GenBank genome assembly. NCBI's taxonomy places the organism in Eukaryota, Metazoa, Nematoda, Chromadorea, Rhabditida, Rhabditidae.
AUGGUCAUAGUUUAUACCUCAAAGCAUUUCCCAUGGCAAUAUCUAGUGAACGAGACUCGCGCGGAAACCCCCCUGCUCAAAAAUUCGUUCGAAUCCGGCACAAAAGUCGCCUGUCCGAUGAAAACCGGCCAAUAUUUUGUAUUUAUUCAUGAGACAUCAUCAAGAGUUUUUGAGAUUAAUCGAAAAUCGGUAAGUUUUUCUUGGUGAUAUAAAAGUUUUAUCAGAAAAUUUCAGAUAGCCGAAUUGACCUCAAUCAUGCAAGUUCACUGGCCGAUAACAGUCAUGGAUAAAUUGGACAUUUUCAAUAUUCAAGAUGUUCGAAGUGCUCAAGAUUUAUUGACCCUAAGGGUAAAUAAUUCAGGACGAAUUAGUACAUUUAAAUGUAUUUCUUUAGAAGCUCGGUUUCCAAACUCGCCUGGAUUAUGUGAGAAAUGAAGCAGAAUUUGAUGAAGCCAAGACUGAAAGAGCCUAUUUUUUCCCGGAUGAAAAUGGUGAAUUUCGCUUGAAAAUGAUGGGAAAAUUAGAAGAACCAGAGAAGUUUUCGGACGUUUUGCCGGCGGAAAGAAAGAAAAAACCUGAAUCAAAAUCGAAAACUUCAAAUUUUAUUGUUACAAAGAAAAAUGGAGAUGUUUUCUAUAGAUGUUUGGAGAUCGAUAA